AGCGAGUCCCCGGCAGGGCCCGGCCCGUCAGCACUUCCCCGCGGCAGCAGCGGGGCUGGGGUGCCCGGAGGCGGCUGGUGCGCUCCGCGCUGACCUCGCUCCCGCUGGCUCCGUGUCGCUGCAGAGAUCCGCCGCCUCCGCCUCCCCGCGCCGCGCCGCGCCGCGGGCCCCAGCCGCCGCCAUGGCCUCCUGCACCUCGGACAAGCCCCCGAGCAGCUCGGCCGGCAGCGGCCCGCUCCCCGCGGCGCAGCAGGCGGCGGCCGGCGCCGAGCAGGACUGGGCAGCGGCCAAGGCUUUCUACGACCGCCUGGUGUCCACCAAGCGACCCCGCCCGGUGAGUGCAGCCGGCGGCAGCCCGGCGUGGGGGCCGCGGGCUCUCCGGGGCUCCGUUUGUGUUAGGACAAAAACAGCAGGGUUGCACCUUGUCAUAUUUCGUUUGUUUCCUCUGUAUCUGAGAUUUUCAUGCCUGUUUUUAGGUUUAUCGAUUGAACGCUUCUGUAUGACUGGUGGAGAAAGCCCUAUUGGUUACCUAACAGCAUAUCUUACCAACUUAUACCUUUCUGCUGACUCUGAAAAAGUCCAAGAAGCUAUAGAAGCAGGCAUUGCAUCUGCUACAAUGUUCACUGCAAAUAAAGACAUACCUUACUGUGAUAAGCAGUUGAGGGUGGCAUUUGAUGGGGAUGCUGUUCUCUUUUCCGAUGAAUCAGAGCAGAUCGUCAAAGAGCAUGGAUUAGAUAGAUUUUAUGAACAUGAACAGAUGAAUGAGAAUAAGCCCCUUGCACAGGGUCCUUUGAAAGGUUUUCUGGAAGACUUAGGGAAGCUGCAGAAGAAAUUCUAUGCAAAAGACAAACGAUUAGAUUGUCCUAUAAGGACCUACCUCGUCACAGCUAGAAGUGCAGCAAGUUCUGGAGCCAGAGUGCUGAAGACUCUCCGUAGCUGGGGUUUGGAGAUUGGCACUUUCCUUGCAGGAGCUCCUAAAGGACCAAUUUUGGUGAAAAUCCGGCCUCAUAUUUUCUUUGAUGAUCAGAUGUUUCACAUUGAAGGAGCACAACAACUGGGUACUGUAGCAGCACAUGUACCUUAUGGCAUUGGUCAGAAGUACAACAAAUCCAAACCUAAAAAUGACACUGUUAAAAAAUAGCUUUCCUUUAACUUAGACAGCCUCUAACACAUCAAUAGUUAAGUCUGAAAACUCUACAUUUGUAUAUUAUAAGGAGUGUUUAAAGAUUUGACCUCUGUAGCUAAAGAAAUUUUAAAAAAAUAUUUUAAUAUGGGCAUGUUUUUAAUAGAUUUUUAAUAGUACUCUUGAACACUUUUUGGUUUGGUUUGCUAGGUUUAGCACUGUAGUUUUUUUUUAUAUUAGGAAAAGUCUUGUAUUGUUUUUAUAGUUUAAGACAUAUUUUAAAGACUUAUAAAUGUGUGACUUCUCUGAAAGAGCUGUAAAUGGGCUAUUUAUAACAUGAAUCAUGCUGCAUAAAGAAUAUUUACAGGUUAUUUUUUAAAAGACCAAAAACAUGGUGCGAGUAUGUUUACCUAUUCAGUGAUUGUGUCAUCAUGAAUCUUUGAUUUGUAUGGGUGAUUUGUAAUUCCAGUGGAAACUGUUAGUUUAUUUGGCCUUGUGUUUACAGGAACCCCUUAUUUUUCUAAACUAUUUUUCCUACUUGAAUAAAGCUGACUUUGCAGAA
Dermochelys coriacea (leatherback sea turtle) is the source of this 1685-nucleotide messenger RNA. RefSeq names its product cytosolic 5'-nucleotidase 1B-like. Gene Ontology annotation, cellular component: cytosol; cytoplasm. Gene Ontology annotation, biological process: adenosine metabolic process; nucleotide metabolic process. Gene Ontology annotation, molecular function: magnesium ion binding; nucleotide binding; 5'-nucleotidase activity. Lineage: Eukaryota; Metazoa; Chordata; Testudines; Dermochelyidae. The record is from RefSeq and is a predicted model, not a curated record.